UGUCAGCACAUACACUCACACCAUGAACCACUCAACCGAGCUGCCUCCUUCAGAGGGAAUGGCCCCUGAGGAGUUUGACGGUGGGACAGCAGUGGCUUGUGUGAUCCUGGGUCUGUCCUUCCUGGUCGGAGCUCCGGGGAACCUGCUGGUGAUCUGGACUAUCCUGAGACACGUCAAGCAGCGCUCCCACACGGUGAUGCUCAUCCUGCACCUGGCUGCUGCUGACCUGCUCGUCCUCAUCACCCUGCCUCUAUGGAUCUACUCCCUGGUAGAUGCCUGGGUGUUUGGAGGGGCCUUCUGCAAGGCCUUGGUGUACAUUGUCAGUGUGUGCAUGUUUAGCAGCAUCUUCUUCAUCACUCUUAUGGGCGUGGAGCGCUUUUUAGCCAUCUGUCAUCCAUUUGUGAUGAUGCGCUGGAAGACAAAGAGCUUUAUGAACAGAUGUCUUGUGCUUGUGUGGCUUCUUUCUUUGUUUUUAGCGGCGCUUGCUUCACUGACGGAGCCUUUGGAUGAAAGUGAAGGAGCUGAGCAGUGUUUUACCAGGGACUUCAGCUCUGUGACUCAAGCAGUCAUCUUGUUAUGUCUGGAGACCUUGGGUGGAUUUGUAGUUCCUUUUAUCAUCCUUGUCAUCUGUUACUGUCUCGUAGCUGCCCAGCUCAGAAAAAUGAACUUCAACUCCAAACAGAAAUCCAUGCUUCUUGUUCACGCUGUUGUGAUAGCCUUCACACUCUGCUGGUUGCCUUACCAUGUCAUCAACAUUGUUGAUCGGGUUUGCAUCCUAUCUGGCACAGAACGUGAGUGUUUGCCGCAGAGCAUUGUCUUCAGCUCCGGUGCCCUCGUUUUCAUCAGCAGUUCAGUGAAUCCUGUGUUAUACGCCUUCUUCGCAAGGAACUUACAGGGGAGUCUCGAGGAGUCCCGACUGGUCAGGCUGUUCCAGGAAAUGGUAACUCACACCAACAAACUCAGGGAGCUGGUAGUACAGCAGCAAACUGGCCAGAGGGCAGCAAAUACGCACACAGAGUUGAUGUCUGCCUCCGUGUGAAAAAAGACUGAACCCCUGAAAAUGUGAUGAUGGGAAAAUGUGACACUUGACUUGUGCCGUAAAUGAAGGGACUCCAUUAUGAAGUCCUAUGUAUGAUCUAAGGCUUUGAAAGCCUGUAUGCCACAUAAUAAAAAUAGUGCCGACAAUGGUAAUUGUGAUUCUUAUUAUUAACACAAACCAUACCCUCCUAUCCUCGUUUCACAUUUACCCUCAAAUGUCAGCACAGGAUUUCAAUCUUUAUGGGUUUUUUUUAGUUUUGAUGAUAAUUCUUUGCUGCAUAGUUCAAAAGUUUAAAACACAUUUCUGUCGUAUUUUAAGAACAUUUUUAACGUGUUAGAGUGCCUGUAUGACAAGCAAGGUUUUGUUAAACUGGAAGAAUUUCACAGAUUUUGUUGUUGUUUUUUUCUGCAUAAUUGUCGUCUGUAUACCACAGCAGUUUUAAAAACUUGUCUUUAGAUGCUCACUAAAUUGCCUUAAUGUCACUACAUCUAAAGCGUUGUUCUCACGUUUACCCUCAGGUGAAGCAUCAGAGAUCAUUUCUAUUUUUGUCAGUAGACGAACUUAUUUGAAACUUUCUAAAUCACUUGGACCACAUGUUUCCUUUUAUACCCCAAUCUAUGACCUGAGGUGAAAAAUGAACCCAUGACGCAUGUAUGAAUCACCGCGCUGUGUCUCAAAUAUCACUGUGAGGUAACCCCUUUCCUGUGCAGUCUAUUCUCAAAGGGAAGUGAAGACUUGCUUGUGCAGCACUUUGUUUUUCUUUUCCU
Molecule: messenger RNA, 1806 nt
Organism: Chelmon rostratus (copperband butterflyfish)
Lineage: Eukaryota; Metazoa; Chordata; Actinopteri; Chaetodontiformes; Chaetodontidae
Product: leukotriene B4 receptor 1-like
Exons: 1
Coding region: 23-1039 (338 amino acids)
Biological process (GO): G protein-coupled receptor signaling pathway
Cellular component (GO): membrane
Molecular function (GO): G protein-coupled receptor activity
Source: RefSeq, a predicted model, not a curated record